AUGGCUGAAAAGAGCUCCGCUCCGAGCAGCCUUGGCGGCUCAAGGAGCAGCAGCUGGAGCAGCCUCCCCCCGCCCUCCUCCGCUGCAUUCGGGGAGGAGGCGGCGGUGCAGCUCCUGGAACGAUGCGGCUGGGACGCUACGAAGGUUCGGAGCCGAUGCCUCCAAGGCCUUUGGAGUGGUCUCGGCAACGUUUACGAGGUUGAGUGUGAGCUGAACGGACAUCCAGCUGGGGCAAUAGUGAAGCUCAUUGACUGGAGGGAGGCCAGCGGACCCUGGCUCCACCGCGAGCUGAAGACCUAUGAGGUGGAGGCCUUGUUCUAUGAGACUUAUGCCCAACGUCUUCGCGCCCUGGGUGCAUGCUGCCCCGAGCUGUUGUUACUGGACAGGAGCGAUCGGGCCCUCACUUUGGCCAUCUCGAGGCUCCGCGGCGAGGCCGUGAGGAAGUUGAGCCCAGCAGCGACGGAUCAAGCCCUUCAGUGGCUGGCUCGACUGCAUGCAGAGUUCUGGGGAGUCCGUGCAGAGGCUGCUGUCGCAGCAGGUCUGCACGAAGUGGGCUGUUUCUGGAGUCUGGACAACUGCCGGGAUCAGCUCUCAAAUCUCCCACAGGAUGGCUUUGGCCAGAGGCUUCUCUUGGCAGCGGAUGCCGUGGACGAACGUUUGAAACUGGAGCCGCAGAGCAUCUGCCAUGGCGACUGCAAAGAUCACAAUAUGUGCCUUCACGAUGGUAUCAUCGGCAUGUUCGACUUUCAGUGGACUGGAAAAGCAUGCAUCGGAAAGGACAUCGCCUACUGCCUCAUAUGCGCUUCAGGCCAGCUUAGUUCGGCUGACGAAGCUUCUUAUUUGGCUACCUACCACCGGGCCUUGUCGGAGCAGCUCUCGAUGAGACAGGAGCCUGCCCCAACGCUGGAGCAGGUCGCUGCUUGCUAUCGCCUGGCGCUCCUGGACCUGGCGCGAUGGAUGGCCGGCUGCCCUUAUGGCUGGUGGGGCCACGGGCGGGUUCUGAAACACGCAGCGAAGGAAGUGCUGCGAACCCUGGACGGCGGGGAGGAGACGGAGGCCUGUCCCAAGGGCAAAGUCCGCAUGAUCUAUUCCGGCGGGAAGUCCAACCAGAAUGGCAUGAGUAACGGGCCAGAGGAUGAGUCCGGCGCCAGCGCGCCUGUGCACACCUACCAUGCCAUCAAGAACACCGACCUUGCCAGCUCCAAAAAGUACCAGGAGGCUGCCAAAAAGGCCCUCUGCGAGGUACCACCGAUCAGGCUGAAGUGCGAGGGCGGGAAGAUGCCCAAGUGCUAUGAUGCUGACUGGAAACCACCGCCGGAGCCGCCGAAGCCGAAGUUCCGCUUCUGCUCCUUCCUAAACCCAACGCCGCCAAAGCCGACGCGGCCCCCUGUGGUCACUUUCCAGAUCGCCAAACAAUCGGUGGGCGGCGUCUGCAAGAAAGACGAGCCCCCGCCGGGGGCUGGCGUAGACGAGGCAGGGCCGCACAAGAUCCGCAGGAAGAGCGGGCGGGGUGACAGCGGCAAGCCCCCCGUCGAAGAAGCCCUGCGCGUUCAGGGGGUCUUGAACUUCCCGCGAUAUUUCGGAAGGCUUCAGCAGCUGACGGUCGCGCUGAUCCAGGGAACGGCCAUGGGAGCAGGGAGCCUUGCUGGCAUCGGCCUCGUGUGUGCUUGCGACUAUGUGAUCUCCGUGAAGAGUGCAUUCUUCACGAUGAGCGAAACCAAGCUAGGAGCUGUGCCCGCCACUGCCUUGCCUUACAUCACCAGGCGGUGUACCUUCAUUAAAAAUGUGUAUCAGCUCGUCCUUGCCGGGGCGAACUUGUCAUCAGAAAUAGCCGAGGAGUAUGGUUUCGUCGACAAGGUGGUCGACGAAAUCAAAGACCUUGAGACCGAGUGCCAAGCUGUUUGUGACCGAAUGACACUUUGCGCACCUGGAGCUGUGGCUGCCACCAAAGACGUGGUCAUGAACACGGUCGGUGUGCCCCCAUCUUCCUUCAUGAUGAACUACGUGGCAGGAAUCGUUGCGGACAUCCGCGCAGGCCCAGAGUGCAAAGCUGGGAUGCAAGCUGUGGUGAACAAGACUCGGCCGAAAUGGGCCGACACGCCAAUUGCGCCGUGA
Molecule: messenger RNA, 2115 nt
Organism: Symbiodinium sp. CCMP2456
Lineage: Eukaryota; Dinophyceae; Suessiales; Symbiodiniaceae
Source: the annotation of a GenBank genome assembly